CCGCCCUCUUUCUGGAGGAGGAGCCCAGAGCGUACGGGAGGGGGCGGACCCUUGCCCCUCCCGAACUUGGGCCGGAGUGGUGCGGGCGGCGCGAGGCGGCGAUUCCCACGUGUUGGCUUUCUCACGCUAGCCCACUUUAGUCCUCCUUGACGACCCGGGCCUGUAGGCCCGCUUGCCGCCAAGAUGCCGAAGGUCAAGUCGGGGGCCACUGGCCGCCGCUGCGGGCGGCAGGAGCAGCGCCGGGAGCUGAAGAGCGCUGGAGGACUCAUGUUCAACACGGGAAUUGGGCAGCACAUUUUGAAAAAUCCUCUCAUUAUUAACAGCAUUAUCGAUAAGGCUGCCUUAAGACCAACUGAUGUAGUGCUAGAAGUUGGACCUGGAACUGGCAACAUGACUGUAAAGUUGUUAGAAAAGGCAAAAAAGGUUGUUGCUUGUGAACUUGACCCAAGGCUGGUAGCUGAACUUCACAAAAGAGUUCAGGGCACGCCUGUGGCCAGCAAACUUCAAGUACUAGUGGGUGAUGUGUUGAAAACAGAUUUGCCAUUCUUUGAUACUUGUGUGGCAAAUUUGCCUUAUCAGAUCUCAUCGCCUUUUGUCUUCAAGCUGUUGCUACAUCGACCUUUUUUCAGAUGUGCUAUACUUAUGUUUCAAAGAGAAUUUGCCCUCCGACUGGUUGCAAAACCUGGAGAUAAGUUAUACUGCAGACUCUCAAUUAAUACACAGCUGUUGGCACGUGUGGACCAUCUAAUGAAAGUUGGAAAGAAUAACUUCAGACCACCGCCCAAGGUGGAAUCCAGUGUUGUAAGGAUAGAACCUAAAAAUCCACCACCACCCAUCAAUUUUCAGGAAUGGGAUGGUCUAGUAAGGAUAACCUUUGUUAGGAAAAACAAGACACUCUCUGCUGCAUUUAAAUCAAGUGCAGUGCAACAACUCUUGGAAAAAAACUACAGAAUUCACUGUUCAGUCCAUAAUAUUAUAAUACCAGAAGAUUUCAGCAUAGCAGAUAAAAUACAGCAAAUCCUAACCAGCACAGGUUUUAGUGACAAACGGGCCCGUUCCAUGGACAUAGAUGACUUCAUCAGAUUGCUACAUGGAUUCAACGCAGAAGGUAUUCAUUUUUCCUAGGUGUUUGGAAAACAGAAUUUUUCAAGGUCAAGAAAAGAAAUGAAUUUUGUAUUUUUUGUAUUUGAGAAGAUAAUGCUUUUGCUUUAGAGACAUAAUUUACUUGACUGUUUUUGGUUCGAUACUACUACUGUUGUCACCAUUUAUGAAUCUGAAUUUUUAAGUUGGAAAGUUCUAAGUAUCCAAGUUUUUAAUAUAUAGAGCUGGUCCAAUCUAUUCAUAAUAAUCUUCAAGUUCAGGAGCCGCAGAGACGCACAACUUUACACUUAAACUUAUCAUUUCUAACAGUUUAUUGUAUAAAGAUGUUACUCUUCUAUUUACUGUAUACUGUGAGGCCUUCUUUAGGCCUUUAGCUCUGUUCCUCCAGUAGUAAAACAGUUAAAAUAUGCUUCACUAGUCACACAUUCCCCAUACCAUUUCAUGUUAUUCACAUUCCCCGUACCAUUUCUUGUUAUUCACAUGUACAGUAAAAUAAUUGUUUCUUAAAGUAU
Molecule: messenger RNA, 1613 nt
Organism: Chlorocebus sabaeus (green monkey)
Lineage: Eukaryota; Metazoa; Chordata; Mammalia; Primates; Cercopithecidae
Gene: DIMT1
Product: DIM1 rRNA methyltransferase and ribosome maturation factor
Biological process (GO): rRNA methylation
Cellular component (GO): nucleolus
Molecular function (GO): rRNA (adenine-N6,N6-)-dimethyltransferase activity
Source: RefSeq, a predicted model, not a curated record